Messenger RNA from Phalaenopsis equestris, 778 nucleotides. Its product is annotated as expansin-A8-like. Gene Ontology annotation, biological process: plant-type cell wall organization. The transcript has 3 exons. The record is from RefSeq and is a predicted model, not a curated record. Lineage: Eukaryota; Viridiplantae; Streptophyta; Magnoliopsida; Asparagales; Orchidaceae. Bases 1 to 771 code for a protein of 256 amino acids. Gene Ontology annotation, cellular component: extracellular region.
AUGAAGACGAAUGGUUGUAAAAAUGGAGGUGCUCUGCUGCCUCUUCUAACAUUUCUCUGCUCAGUAAUCUCAGCCUUCGCCGGCAGCUGGAUGCCUGCCACCGCCACCUUCUACGGCGGAAGCGAUGCCUCCGGCACAAUGGGAGGAGCUUGCGGCUAUGGAGACCUGUACAAAGAUGGAUAUGGAAUUAAGAACUCAGCGCUGAGCACUGCGCUCUUCAACGAUGGAGCCUCUUGUGGAGAAUGCUUUCAGAUUGUGUGCGACGCCAAGAAGUCUCCUCAGUGGUGUAAACGAGGCACUUUUAUCACUGUAACAGCCACCAAUUUUUGCCCUCCGAAUACCAAUCUACCCAGCGAUAAUGGCGGAUGGUGCAAUCCUCCGAGACAGCACUUUGAUAUGUCUCAGCCUGCUUGGGAGACCAUCGCCAUCUAUAAAGCUGGGAUCGUCCCUGUUUUAUACAGAAGGGUUCGGUGCAGAAGGAGCGGAGGUGUGAGAUUCACCAUUAAUGGAAAGGAUUACUUCGAACUGGUUCUGAUAAGCAACGUGGGAGGGAGCGGUAGGGUUAGCAGCGUGUGGAUCAAAGGCUCCAAGACAGAUUGGAUGAUAAUGAGCAGAAACUGGGGUAUGAACUGGCAGAGCAAUUCUUAUCUUAAUGGCCAGAGCCUCUCCUUCAGAGUUCAGACUGAUGAUGGAAAACUCAAAACUUUCAGUAAUGUCGCCCCUUCAAACUGGAAUUUUGGCGACACUUUUGUUACCUCGAUUCAGUUUUAAGAUUCAG